Miniopterus natalensis is the source of this 1017-nucleotide messenger RNA. Lineage: Eukaryota; Metazoa; Chordata; Mammalia; Chiroptera; Miniopteridae. The record is from RefSeq and is a predicted model, not a curated record.
AUGGCCGACGAGAAGACCUUCCGCAUCGGCUUCAUCGUGCUGGGGCUCUUCCUGCUGGCCCUCGGCACCUUCCUCAUGAGCCACGACCGGCCCCAGGUCUACGGCACCUUCUACGCCAUGGGCAGCGUCAUGGUGAUCGGGGGCAUUGCCUUCGUCCCCGCUGACUCUGAAUUCCAGGGCGUCCUGUCUUCGAAGCCGCCGGGCUUGCUGGAGAAUGGACUCACUGCUGAGCUGAAGAGCCCCCAGCCCCCCUACGUGAGGCUGUGGGAGGAAGCCGCCUACGACCAGAGCCUGCCCGACUUCAGCCACAUCCGGAUGAAGGUCUUGGGCUACAGCGAGGAUCCCCGCCCCCUGCUGGCCCCUGAGCUGGGACGGCCGCAGCCGGAAGCUAGUGACAGAGCAGAAGGUGGCCCUCGCGAUGCUCAGGCCCCGAUGGAGGCUGCCGUGGUCGUCCACAGGGGCUCAGAUGAAGACGAGGGGGAAAGAAACCCGGCUCCGAGCAGUCCCAGCUCCCCAGCCCGUCCCCAGGGCCCUGCACCCUUGGCUUCCUUCCAAGAUGAACUGGAUGUGGGCUCCAGUGAGGGUGGCAGCCCCAACUCAUCUCCACCCGAGGGGGAGGUGCCUGGCCCCCAGCCAGGGGAGCCCUGGGCCUGCAGGUGCCAGCUGGACCGCUUCCAUGACUUUGCUCUGAUCGAUGCCCCCACGUCGGAGGACACACCUCCCGCGGGUCAAUGGCUGGACGAAGCCCUACCCAGCUACUGGCAGCGGUCCCCGAGGGCAAAAGAGGAGGAAGAGGCUUCGGACACAGGUGCAGAGGAGCCGGAGCAAGAGGAGGAAGACUUGUACUAUGGGCUGCCCAACAGUCCUGGGGACCCCUUCCCAGACAAGGAACUGGGCUUUGAGCCCGAUGCCCAGGNUUAUGGGCUGCCCGACAGUCCUGGGGACCCCUUCCCAGACAAGGAACUGGGCUUUGAGCCCGAUGCCCAGGGCUUGGAUGGAACUGCCCCUGGGUGCUAG